Molecule: messenger RNA, 483 nt
Organism: Guillardia theta CCMP2712
Lineage: Eukaryota; Cryptophyceae; Pyrenomonadales; Geminigeraceae
Exons: 7
Coding region: 1-483 (160 amino acids)
Molecular function (GO): protein binding; endopeptidase activity
Source: RefSeq, a predicted model, not a curated record
AUGGGCAACGAACAGAGUGUGGUUCCAGGGAUUGAUAUGUGCUGUGCCAAGCGAUCAUCAGCCAAACAAAGUGACCGAAGAGAGCAGGUGGAUGAAGGGGACUUGCUAGUUAGAAGUAAACCCGAGAAGCGUAUCCUCUCCAGUAUCUCACAAGUUGUAUGGCCAGCUGGGAAUCCGGAAACGCGAAUGGCGAUGAUAACUCCCGAGAAAGUUGGGAUCGGAGCGUACUUCCAGAAAUCUCCGGAUGAACCAGGGUGUUUGGCUGUGAAGUCGCUUGUCGAUGGACCAGCCAAGAAGUGUGGAAAGAUCAAGACCGGAGAUAUUAUUGUCGCUGUCGACGGAUACAACGUUUACGGGAAGAAAUUGGCGGAGCUGGCAGAGCAUCUGCUUGGUCCUAAGGGAACCGAAGUCUCUCUUACUUUCAAGAGCAAGAGUCAGUCUACACUCGACCAAGAAUACACCGUGAAGCUCGUACGGGGGUAA